Molecule: messenger RNA, 3919 nt
Organism: Aedes albopictus (Asian tiger mosquito)
Lineage: Eukaryota; Metazoa; Arthropoda; Insecta; Diptera; Culicidae
Product: patched domain-containing protein 3-like
Exons: 7
Coding region: 515-3583 (1022 amino acids)
Cellular component (GO): membrane
Source: RefSeq, a predicted model, not a curated record
UAUCUGCAAUAACCUAAUAUCCAAACAGCUGAUAUUCCCGCUUAAGCGCAAACAAAAAAUCUGCAGUUAACUUCACGCUCGCGCACCAUUUAAGCGCAUGACUUUCAACGGUUGAAUUCGCAAAUCAUCCAAUCACUUAUCCCGUGUGAAUCAUUCCGUCGUCGCUGGUAGUAUCCACAAUGCAGUCGAGAAAGGAACCAAAAAAUGACCAACCGCAACAGCAAUUUGCUCACAGAUCGUGACCGAUUUCCCGGCGGCGGCGGGCAAGAGUGAAAGUGAAAUACCUUCUAAAGUGCGGUGGAGACACAGUACAUUAUACGCGCGCGUAACGUACGGCCGCCGUCAAUCUCCAUGAGCGGGCGAGCCUUGACCUCGCGGCUCGUACCGUGACGAUACAGCAUUCCGUCGUCCUCCCCAAUGUGCUCCUGAAACGGAGGAUAAGCUAUUACCAGACUAAGGCAUCAAAGUUUGUACGGAACUUGAACGUCUUGAAGAAGAAAGCUUCUGAAGCAGCAUGCCACCAACGGAAGCCACCAUUCCGCUAACGAACGAUGGCAAUCGGAUCGUAAAACCUUCGGUUACCAUCGUUCCCAAAGAGGCCAACCGACGCCAAGCGCAGUCGGCGGUAGCGGAACACGAAACGGUACCCGAUGAUGCAUCGACGCCAACGGCGAACGAGAAUGGCAAUUUACCGGCCGGCGAACAGCAACAACAACACCUUAGCUGGCUGGGCCGGCUUUCGUACCACGUGUCUAUUUCGAUCGGGCAGUUUUUCUACAGAUUGGGCCGAUUUAUAGCCAAUAACCCGUGGCGUACGAUCAUCGGCUCUUGGUUGGUGGUCGCCGUUUGCAGUUUGGGCUUCUUGCGAUUCCACCAGGAGAAAAGUCCCAUGAAGCUAUGGGUACCGCAAGACUCGAAGUUUCUGCACGACACCAACUGGGUGAUCGACAACUUCAAGGAAGGCAACCGGAUCGAAACGGUCAUGCUGACUGCACCGGAUGUGCUGACGCCGGAAGUACUGCGGAAGCUUGCCGAUAUUACGGAGGAAAUCGUGAACUUGACCGUUACCAACAGUCAUGGUAAAAGUUUUGGCUGGAACGAAGUUUGCUUCAAAGUUCCGCUGAUAGCAGAAUACACCGCUAAUGAACGCCGAAAACGGGAAGUCGCUGAAUCCUCAACAACCACGAAACGUCCCAAGAAGCAGAAGGCCUUUCUCACACCAAGUGUCGAUCUGCCGAGCUUCAUGUUCUGCCCAUUGAUCAACAGACUUCCGGUUGGUUGUCUGGAGCGUAGCAUUCUGGAACUUUGGAAGUUUGAUCGCGAGGUGAUCGGAAACCUCACCAAGGAACAGAUUGUCGAUAAACUGAACCGUACGACGAUCAGUCCCGUCACCGGUCACACGAUAGAUUUCUCCGAACUGCUCGGCGGAGUGCAGCGUGACUGGACCGGGCGGAUAGUGUCCGCAACGGCUCUGUACUCCAACUGGAUGGUACACGUCAACUACUCUGAGGUGGACUCGGACGUUAGUGGGAAUGCCGCCGGGACGGAGGAUUGGGUUACGGAGGAGGCCAUGCUUUGGGAGGGCAAGUUUUUGGAGCGGCUCGGGGAAAUUGGAAAUGACCUGGGCGACGAUGAGACGAAACUGUAUUACGCGGCGGGGCGCAGCUAUGGAGACAUCAGUGCCGAUUCGAUGUUCAAAGACAUUGACAAGUUGGUAUUUGGUGGAGUGAUCAUGUUUAUCUACAUGCAAUUGGUGCUAUCGAAGUUCAGCUGGACUGAAUUCAGGAUUAUACUGGGAUCCAUCGGUUUGCUGAGUGUCGGCAUGGGUUUCAUAGCUGGCAGUGGAAUCGUGUCAAUUUUGGGUGUAUCGUACGGUCCCGUUCACACGUGCCUGCCGUUCCUGCUGAUGGGACUUGGCGUGGACGAUAUGUUCGUUAUGAUGGCUUGCUACCGAAAGAUCCACGAAACCCAUGCAAAUCUACCGUUACCGGAACGGAUGGGGCUUAUGUUGAAGCAUGCUGGUGCCUCCAUUACUGUAACGUCCCUUACCGAUAUUGUAGCGUUUGCAGUUGGUUCAAUAACUGUACUACCCUCGCUGCAGUCGUUCUGCAUCUACGCCGCAUUUGGCGUAUUUAUGAUGUUCGUCUUUGUCAUCACGUUUUACGUUGCUAUAUUCACCUUAGAUGAGCGCAGGAUCGCUACCCGGAGAAACUCGUUCGUCCCAUGGAAGAUCCAUGACGAGAAGUCAACGCAAUUGUGGUGCCAAUACAAUCUGAUGCAUCGAUUCAUUAACUUCGUCUAUUCGAAAAUUAUUCUAACGAGUGUUGGAAAAACAUUGAUCAUAUUGGCAGUCAUCUGCAUGACGGGUCUGAACAUUCAAAGUUUGAUGAAACUUCGACAGAAGUUCGAUCCGAAUUGGUUUAUCCCGGAGGAAACCUACUUCAGCAAAUUUAUAGUGAAGAAUCGUGAACAGUAUCCUAACAAUGGAUACGAAGCAAUGCUACUGUUUGGCAACUACAACUACACCGCAGAGCUGCAGGAGCUGCUCAGGAUAACGCACGAGCUGGAGAAUAGAACCGAUAUUCUACACAGCGUGGACUCCUGGCUUGAACCGUUCCAAGACUAUGUUCACACUCACUAUGACAAAGACAUUGGCGAAGUAGUUCUCAGCGAAUCGGAUUUUCACUCUUACCUGUCCAAGUUUCUGUACAGUCACGAGGGCGGCCGGUAUCAAAUGAACUUCAAGUUCGCCACAAAGCUGAAGUGUGGCGCACCAGCUCCGAACAUAACCGUCACCACGAUCGAUUUCAAGUUCCGACCUUUCGGCGAACGUGAAGAAUACAUCCCGGCCAAGCACGCUGUCGAAGUCCUGCUCGCGGAAAGCCACUUCUCAACGAAAGCGCCGUUCAACACGCUCUGGGCAAAGGUCUUCGGCAACUGGGUUACCGAUGAGAUCAUCGAUACGGAAAUCUACCGAAACGUUGCCUUAGCUAUGGUUGGCGUAAUGUUCUGUUCAGCUGUGCUGAUCGUCAAUCCGCAGAUUUGCUUCUGGAUCUUCAUAUGCGUCCUGUUAACGCUGGUCAACGUCGGAGGCCUUAUGCAACGAUGGGGUCUUACUCUGGACAUAUGCUCCUGUAUUGCCCUUCAGCUAGCCGUUGGCCUUUGCGUAGAUUACGCAGCCCACAUCGGUCACACGUUCCUAACCAUCAGCCAUGGUAACCGAAAUCGACGCUCGCUAGAAACCGUACUACACAUAGGUGCUGCCGUACUCUACGGAGGAGGUUCAACCAUCCUAUCGCUCAGUGUUCUCUCUGGGUCACAAGCCUAUACCUAUCGUACCUUCUUCAAAAUAUUCCUUCUGGUUAUUUUACUUGGCCUGUUCCACGGACUUGUCCUUCUACCCGUUAUCCUCAGCCUAGUAGGACCUCCCCCAUACAGUGGCUUCAUAGAUGACCCCAAUAAGCUUCCCGAAGAUAUCGAGAAGGAAAUGCUACCGAUCGCAGACAACCAGAAGUGGCGCAUUGGUGAACUUGCCCAAAGCGAAGAAGAGAAACAACCAAUGAGGACAGAUCCCGUACUAUGAACGACACGUUUAGCUGAAAGCGUUCCAUGACUUAACUCGCAAAUCCACCGCUAAGCAACGGAUGGAUUGAACUAUUAACAGUAAUCAUUUAAACAAACACAAGGAAAUGCACAAAAACAAAACUUUUUGCAGUUUUACACACAAGCAACCGUAACUUUUCGAAUGAUCUUGCAACAAGUGCUGUUUUGUUUUUAACAUAGGCCACGUGAUGCCAUUGUGAUUCUAAUCCUGCUAAGGUUACAAAGUAUUUUUUUUUUUCGGACAGAGUCAUUACAUGUGUAAGUGAGGAAUAUGAAGGAUGGAUGGAAGAAGUAAAUUAAAAACAUUUGGAUUGUA